AAUAAAUUUCAAAACUAAAAAUAAUUUGAUUUGAAUUAAAUAAUUGAUUUUCUGAUUCCUUUUAUUAUCACAGCAGUCUGCUUGACCUCCAGCCGCUGUAUCAGGUGUGGUUCUCUUCGUCUACAAUUAUUGAAACAUACUAGCUCUGGAUCAACUUCAACAAAAUACAAUUAUCUGAGCAUCUACGAAGGCAACAUUGUCUUCUAAGGAGUUAUCCAUCAAGAUACAGAUAACAUCUUGUACCCUUUGGCAGUUGAAAAAAGGUUUCCAUGUUCACCAUUUUGGUCAUGUGAUACUUUCCUAAAUGGCAUUGAAAAACAAGCAGGACAAUCAACCAAUCUUGGAAGGUGACGACAUCUCCCCCUACACGCAACUGGAUGAAUCCUUAAAGCAAAAGAUGCUAUCGAAAAUAGUUUCAUUCCAAGGGGAGAAUGAAACUGUUGGGCGUUUAGUUGGAACCAAAGCAGAAGCUGUAUUGGAUUCCUUAGAAGAGCUUCUACGUCCUGAAGGAGGAAAAAUCAUCAUUCCAUCGUUCGAGUCAUCCCGUUUCGAGAAAUCCAUUUACAUCAAGAGACGGGUGAAAUUUGCAUUUGGCAAAUCUUGUAAUUUGCACGAACGUUUCAUCGCUGACCUAGCCAAGCGUUUGAAAUGCACUGUGGAAAACCUAAACAGGGAAUGUAGAAUCAGUUCGCAGGGCCAAAUCGAGUGGUUGGUCGAUGACAAGCGCCGCAAACAAAUUUGGGAAAAAAUAAAACAAAUGAACGACCAAACGUCAGGAAAAAUUGAAGAAGACAGCCAUAUAAUUCAGUUUGACGAGGAGCUGGAUCAGCAGCCGGUUGUCAUCAUCUGUGGCUUGGCUGGAGCCGGCAAAUCGACUCUCCUCUCCCACUACUACAGUGAAAUAAAGAAGAAGAAGCCUGACUGUUGGGUUAUCAGAUUGAAUUUAGCUGAACAUUGUGACGUCAUAUUGAAACUCGAUAGUAGCAAACCUGACUUGAUUGGAUUCCUCAUCAAUCAUCUACAUGUCAUCAACCGUAAAUGCCCGUUUACUCGCUCGUUGCUGAAUCACCGGUUGGAGACGGGUGAGCAGAUCGUUUUCAUGUUUGAUGGUUACGAUGAAAUCGAUGAAAAAUGCCAGGAAAUUGCGGUUAAGCUAAUGAAGUUUAUUCAAGAGAAGAAGAGUAUUCCACUGUUCGUUACCACCCGUCCCUACUUGGCCCACCAUCUGCAAUACGAAUUAUGUCAGUUGGCUUAUUAUUUGGAAAACUUUGACGUAAAAGACCAGAUCGAUUACCUGACCAGUUAUUGGACGAAUGAACCUCCACCGUUGAAAGCUGGACCCAUCAAGGAUUUUGCCGUUGCGCUGAUGGAAGGUGUGUCAGAGAGUCUGAAAGACAAAGAAAGAGCUUUCAUCGGAAUCCCGUUGCAAUGCAGAAUUCUCGCCGAAUGCUACCAGAAAAAUGUUGGCGACAUUAUGGAAAGCAAUGCUGUGAAUGACGUAACAUUCCAAUCUGACGAAUUGGUAUCCCAAAAACUGUUGGCAUUACUUGACGAUCAGAAAUUCGAUUUAGUUAGUCUGUACAGCAAAUUGAUGGACACAAAACGCAACAUGUUUCUACAAGAAAAAAGCAAAACCUGCCCCAAUCUGAAUGUGGCCGUUGAUAUGAAGAAUAUGAUAAAGAAAAUCGAGUUUCGAUUAACCAAAUUGGCAGUCGAAACGAUCAUCCCAGAACCAAGUAUCCUUGAAAUGCUUAGGCCAACGAAAUAUCGGCACAAACCCAGCGAUGAUGUGGCUCAAGAAGAAAAGAGUCUUGCCUUCAACAGUCUGAAAUUUGGGUUCGUAUUUUCGAAUGGAGAUGUAAUGCGACCUAAAUUCUUGCAUCGGACGUUUGCCGAGUAUUUCGUCGCCAAAUAUCUUUACGAAGGAUUUCAUCCCGAUGAGGAACGUCACAACAAGCUGCUGGAAAAUGAAUCCAUUCGAAAAUUAAUUCUUAACAAAAUCUUGGCCUUGAAGCAAUACGACGGAGUUCAAAUGUUUUUCGAUGGCAUGGUGAAGGUUUUGGUCGAUGAGGAUGAAGAAUGGCGUCGUUUAAUUGUCUGUCAUCAACUACCGGAUCGCCUAAAAAAAUUGUCUAAAUAUCUGUUUACUCAGUUUCUUCGCAAUUAUCCUCCGCUUUGUGGAUUCGGCGAGAUAGCUUCCCAACCUUACUUUACGAACGCCCUCCAUUUUUCACUUUCGAAUAGGAAAGGGAACACAUUCCUAUUGUUGUGUGACUGUCUCGAUGCCACAUUUCAUAGACGUCAAGUCCGCUGGGCAAUGUGUACCAUUUUUAUGUCGCCUUUCCGUUUCAUUUCGGACGCCGUUUUUGAAGAAAGCAAGAUCUUUAAACGAUUCAUCAAUGAUUUCGACAUCAAUCCAAACGACCCCGCUAUGUACUGUGUUAUAGACAAGCUUAUAGGAGGCAUGGUGCCAUAUAAUUCUGCUUACUUAAUCGAAAGAAGUUCUAUCGGUAAGCGAGACGGGCACCAGCAAAAGAUGAAUGACAUACUUCAAUUUUUGGAAAACCAGCACAUCGCUUUCGACAAUUAUUUAUGUCAACACUAUUUACGCGGAAUGCAACGAAUUUUGGAAUUUCUUAUUUGCCAUGACAACUACCGUAGUCAUCUGGAAAGAUUUCUGAAGAUGUUGUCCAAAUCGAAAGCUUAUUCGGACGAUUCGAAUUUAACCGAAUUGUUAAUUGAAGUUUUCCGGUCUAAAGAUCAACGGAUGACUGCGCGAAUUGACGAAACGCUGAAGAUUUUACAAGAACUAGGACGGUCCACUUUUCUCGCUCAAUUUUACACCGCCCUUUUAUUAAAAGAUCCGGAAGUAUUUCAGAAUAUUUACCAACCGUGCCGACUAGAAAAAGACGAGGGGACUCAGAUCGACCGCAACAGAUUGUUGGAAAGGGAUUCUUACGGCAUGACUCUUCUUCACGGAGCAGCCUUCUACGAUGACGUCGACAUAGUCGGUCAAAUAUUAGCAAGAUUUAGCCGGCCAUUUCUCCACAUAAGAGCUAAACAAGCAAUUCGCAAGGUGGUGCUUGAGGGUUACACUCCGUUUUUCUUCGCCGCUGCUAAAAAUCACGAGCAAGUCUGUUUCAAACUGUUGGUCUUUGUGAAAGAAUUUUUUCCCGACGCACUGGCGGAGUUAACUGAGCUGAACGCUUUCAUUCACCGGUCACUUGAUCACGCCAUGAAAUCGGAAAAUGCUGAAAUGUUUCAACUGAUACUGAAAGUCGUCAAGAAAGAACUAGGACGUGAUUACCUCCUCGACCUGUUCACAACCACACAUCCAUUUCCAUGUAUGUUCUACAAUGGCUGCCGGUCGGACAAAUUAUUCAACGCCAUGGCGAAGACCAUCGUCGAUCGAGAUGGUGUUGUAGACUACAAGUGUCUGCAUGACAUGAUUUUUUCCAAUAACAGAAUAGAAAGGGAUGCUUUACGAUGCAUGGAUGCCGAACAUCUGCAGGGAUUGUUAUCAGUAGAAGCGGCUGGUCCCUUCACGAAGCGUUUGCUUACGGAUGGCCUAGAAGAGAAUUUUGAACUGUUGUCAAGUCUGUUAAAGAAUUUUAACGAAACACAACUCUUGGAUUUCGUCGAAGUGAUUACUUUUAAAGGUAAUACCAAAAUAGAAAGAAGUAAAUGGACCUAUAUGUUUCAUGUUGAUAGUGAUCCAGUGUAUCACAAAAGGCAUAUCCAACACCUUCGGGAGAAAUAUGCCCCCAACGAUUUAGUUUUCACGCCGAGUGAUAACGGAAUCACAGCCGUUCACGUCGAACAAAUUGUGCCAAAGAACAGCUUUUGGGAGACUUCCUACAAUCGACGAUCAUCGGUUUAACUGAUGGUUAUCUGUCUCGAAAAGACAACCAGUGCAUUUUCGAGUGUUUGACUUGCGUAUCGGAUAAACUCGGAGAUAACUACGUUAAAGAACUUUUGCUCCUCCAAGACGAUUAUGGCUACGUUGUUCGUCAUCUGUCGCAAGAGACCGUCAAACGCAUGUUGAACUACUUACGAGAAAAAAGCCAAGAGGAAAUUAAAAUGGAGUGGAAGGAAAAUGCUCCGCCAGUGACACACGACUCGUUCAUCAUUCACUAUUCUAGGUAUGACGACAGUCCUUACCAAGUCGUAAGACAUAACUGUGACGUCUUACGAUUUUACUUGGAUUAUGGCAGCCAGGUGCAACUCUUCGAAUGCGUUGAUAUUCUCACAUCGACAUAUCGUUCCUUUGGUUGGCAUGGCAGAGAGCGCAGUGUAUGGAGUGACAUCUUUGAAAUUUAUAACGAAACCGUUACGAACGAAAUAUUCAAAUUGGUGUCUGGAAUUUGCGGUUGGGAGGCCGUGAAAAUGUUGCUGAUUCAUCGAAUUGAUGGAUUACCUUUCAUACUGAAAGCUGUGUCGUUGGGAGAUGACAUUGACGGACGGCUGGACAUGUUGCCACAAGAAAUACGAAAGGACGUUCAACAAGUGAUUGAAACAAAAGCUGCCGAGUUCAUUGAUCAAGUGUUUCGAGAUCACGAAACUUAUUUUAAAGCACCGAGAAAUCGACCUUACAAACGAUUGAACACUUUGAUAUUUUUAAUCAACUACAGCAAUGCUCAGCAACUUGAACAACUCGUCGGAAACAUCACGAAGUUGCAGGGUUCUGGGGAUUGGGGGAGAGGCUAAGCAUAUGGGCUGAGAUGCUAACCCACCGAUGCGGCGAAGCCCAAAUGGACGACGUUGAGAAAAUGAACACAUUUUUGAAAUGCGUUUCGGAGAAACUGGGCACAGAUGCCGUGAAAAAAUUGGUGCUCUACAAAAUCAAAGAAAAGCCCGUCCUAUACUAUCCUGCGCUAAGAGGAGAGGAGAAGAUGGUUGAGGCGAUGCUCGCCCAUUUGGAUGCCAAAAAUCGCAAAAAGAUUCAACGCCAAGUCAACGAGUUUCUAAACAAAACUUUCCAGGCCCCGCCCUAUGGUGUUAUAACUAAUGCCAUGAAAGCAGCAUUUGAGCGUUUGUUAUCGAGAUUUAACCCACCAAUCCGACAUCAUGAUGAAUCAAUACAAAUGGGUUUGCUUUAGCUAA
Messenger RNA from Daphnia carinata, 5103 nucleotides. RefSeq lists its product as uncharacterized. The coding region runs from base 305 to 3880 and encodes 1191 amino acids. The record is from RefSeq and is a predicted model, not a curated record. The transcript has 3 exons. NCBI's taxonomy places the organism in Eukaryota, Metazoa, Arthropoda, Branchiopoda, Diplostraca, Daphniidae.